AUGGACACCGAAGGUGUUGGAUUUUUGUUGUUGUGGUUCACCCAGCUUACUGUUCUUCAGGCUCUGCCUGACAGCUCGAAAUCUCAUAAGCACAAAACGUUUAAACUAUGUCGGACUCUUGACCAUGCCACCUGUGAGCUCCCACUGGCCUAUGCUUCUUGGGUCGAACGAAGUUGCCAGAUGGCUGGAUGGGAACUGAUCGCGUGCUCGACUGGCGGGACCCACCCGACUCAUCAGUCAUCCUCGAAAUCUCCGACAGAGUGUCGUGCGGCUGCUUCCUCCUCUGUACAUUGGCACUGCUGCUGUAGUUGCGCUGUCCCACCGAUUCUUGCACAUUCUUACGCGAGGUCCUUGCUCCUACUGACCCACCACCCUUCAUCCUAUCACAUAUAA
This is a messenger RNA of Striga asiatica, 393 nucleotides long. The record is from the annotation of a GenBank genome assembly. NCBI's taxonomy places the organism in Eukaryota, Viridiplantae, Streptophyta, Magnoliopsida, Lamiales, Orobanchaceae.